Messenger RNA from Triticum aestivum (bread wheat), 627 nucleotides. RefSeq lists its product as uncharacterized. The transcript is spliced from 2 exons. Gene Ontology annotation, cellular component: extracellular region. The record is from RefSeq and is a predicted model, not a curated record. Gene Ontology annotation, molecular function: serine-type endopeptidase inhibitor activity. Bases 28 to 408 code for a protein of 126 amino acids. Lineage: Eukaryota; Viridiplantae; Streptophyta; Magnoliopsida; Poales; Poaceae.
AGCUAGCUGACUGACCGGCCGGCGGCGAUGAAGACAUACAUGGCUGCCAUCCUGCUGGUGCUUUCCCUCGCCGGUCGCCUCUCCGCCGCCGCCGCCGCCGCCGCCGCCGACAAGGUGGACGCCGUUAUUCGUCUCCCGAGCCCCGGUCCAGGGGUUGCUGGCGCCGGUGAAGCGACGGCGGCCGUGAAGGAUUUUGGGCGGCCGAGCUGCUGUGACCGGGAGCGGUGCGGCGGGACCCUGCGGGUGUGUCACUGCGAUGAUAUGUUCGACCGCAAGUGCCCCGCCACCUGCCUGGAGUGCGUGUCCUUGGGCCCAUCCCACCACUACUGCGGGGACAGUUACAUUGCUGGCCCCGUGCCCAGGUGCACCAAGGUUGGCCGCAACGGCGACAUCUCCGGCGGUAACUAGCGUCGCCGCCGAUGCCCGGCCUUAGCAUUGCACCGGGUGAUGGUGAAUCCAAUGAAGUGAGCCGGCCGGUGGGCGAGUGGACAGAGUGAAUCGCUAUGCCAGCGUUGUUCACCCGUUGUGGUCGCUCUUUCCCACAUUUUUUCUUCCUUUCUUUCUUUCCGGUUGUUGCUGUAACGCUAGUUUAAUUGCACCGAUGAAUAAGAUGAGCUGUGUUGAUCA